This is a messenger RNA of Apis florea (little honeybee), 3386 nucleotides long. It is a transcript of the gene Tango6, whose product is annotated as transport and golgi organization 6. Gene Ontology annotation, biological process: protein secretion. The record is from RefSeq and is a predicted model, not a curated record. Lineage: Eukaryota; Metazoa; Arthropoda; Insecta; Hymenoptera; Apidae.
UAAUAGGUUAAUUUGAAUAAAUAAAGAUAUGGAUUAUUAUGAAAUACUACUUCAUUUGACAACUAUUGAUAAGACUGAAAAUGAAGAGAUUAAAGAUUUUGAUGGAAGAUUGCAAUAUAUUUUACAAAAAGUAAAACGAAUUUUAAUGAAAAAUAAUAAAAAAUUCUUAAAUAACAAUAUUUAUGAUAAAGACGAUAUUAGAUAUCAAUAUAUAUGUAUUACUAUACAUAUUUUACAAAAUAUAAAUAUAUGUGAUUCUACCAAUAAUGAAUCUUUAUUCAGUGUUAAACAAUUCCAUACUUUAAAAAUUUGUAUAGAACUGAUAACAGCAAUGGGAAUUAUACCUUGCCUUUUACCUGGAGUUGGAGUUGAUAUGGUUAAAUUAUGUCCCAGAGCUUUGACAAUUUAUAAUGAAAAACUAACAGAUUUACAAAAAUAUAAACGAUUACAAUUCACAAUUAAUUCUCUUAUACAAUUAUACAAUGAAGUUAUGUUUCGUCCUGCAAUACUUGCUCAAGUAGGACCAUUAUUAGCUGCACUUUUACAAUUAAGUUAUGCUCCAUUGAUGAAACCAUCUGAAAAGAAUAUAUCUAAUCAAUCAAAAAAUAGAAGCAAAGAUGAAUUUAUAAUGACUGAAGAUUUAUAUAAUGAAUUAAAAAAAGAUCAAGAACAUUUUAUAUGUUUGCUUCAUGAAUUCUUAAAUAUUUGUCCUUUAUCUACAAGCAUGAAAGAAUUAAUGGUAAUUUUUGGAAUCAAAGGAGCACCAAAAUGGCUCCAACGCAAAACUCGUCACUAUCUAUUACAACAACUCAUGCAACCUAAUGGAAUUGUUUCAAUCAUAACUGCUAUUUGUGAAGAUGUAUUGGAUUUUGGAGAACAUUGGGAUAAAUUGGGUAUUAUUUCCAGAUUAAUAGCUACAUCACAUGGAAAUAAUUCUAAUGAAUAUUACGAAUCCAUAUGUACACAAUUAUUGAAUCUUUUAACAUCAACACCGAUUAAACAUUCAACAACAAUAGCAAAUUGUUGCAUUACUGCACUUUAUGAAUAUAAUGCUAAUAUUUGUUUUAAAAAUAUUGUAGCAGUAAUAUGUAAUCCAUUAUUGGAAAUAUCAAAAAAUGAUCAAAAUGUAUUAAAAAACGAAAAUGAAGUAGAAAAAUGCAUUGAAAAUUUAACAAAAUGUUUUAUAACUGUGGAAGCUAAAUUUAAACAAUUACCUUGUGAACUUUUAACACAUGUGGCUGUUCCUUUAUUUUCAUUAUAUAAUAAUUUUAGGCAAAGUGUUUGUGCAGAGAAAAUCAAAAUUAAACAACUCAUAUUGUUACUUUUAUAUGAAGAAUCGUUAAGAAAUAAUCUUUUUGCUGUAUUUCUUGGUCACAGUAUAACUAAUAAUUAUGGAAAUCGUUUAAAGUCGAGGUUUGGACCAUCAGGUGGAAUUGAAAUUAUAGGAAUUGAUGAGACUUGUAAAUAUGAAGAAUUUGCAGAUAGUUUAUUUGAUUUAACAUUUACUAUAGAAGUAUUAUCAACUAAAUUAUUUUCCUAUUUACUAAAAUUUCUAUCGAAUUCUAUAGAAUUAAAUCAGCAAAAUUUAUUAGAAACAGAAGAUGAUAUAAUUGAUAAAAUUGAAAAACAAUUAGCAGCUAUAAAACUUUUAUCAAGUUUAGCUAAUAUAUCUGCAGUACAAGAAGCACAAGUUGAAAAUCCAACAUCGUUAUUUUGUUUUAUAAAAUCAUUAUUUAAUCAAUAUAUUAAAAAAAAUCAGACUUCUUCAGAUGAAAGUGAUUGUGAAAUUUUGUAUGUCAGUUUAAUGUUAAUAAAAAUAAUUUUGAAUGAAAGAAAAAAACCUUUAAAUUGGGCAAUAUUCAGUGAUUUUGUAAUAUUCUUAAAAGAAUGUUGUAUUUCCAAUAUUUCAUCACAAUUGUUAUUAUUAACACGAGAAUUGAUAAAAUUGAUUGAAACUCAAGGUAAAUCUGAACAAAAACAUUAUGAGGAUCUCUCAGUGAAUUGUAAGUCAUUGAACAAAUUUGAACAAGCACUUAAAGAUCUCGUAGAUCCAUUACUACCUGUGCGUGCACAUGGUCUUAUAACUCUUACCAAAUUGAUUGAAAAUAUGGAUCCAUAUGCAAUUGCUAGAAAAGCAAUUCUUUUACAACUAUUUACAGAAAAUUUGAAACAUGAAGAUUCAUUUAUAUAUUUGGCAGCAAUUAAUGGAUUGUGUGUUUUAACCACUUCAUAUCCACAAGUGGUUAUCGAAAUGUUAAUACAAGAAUAUAUUAAUAUGCCACAACGUGUUUCAGCAAAAGAAAUAACUGUAGAAACUAGGAUCAAGUUGGGAGAAAUACUUGUAAAAGUGACCAGAACUUUAGGUGAAAUGGCAUCAGCUUAUAAAAAUAUUUUAAUAAAUGGAUUCUUAUGUGCUACAAAAGAUUUAGAUUCUUUAGUACGUGCAUCUAGUCUUUCUUGCUUAGGCGAAUUAUGUAAGGUUUUAGGUUUUCGAUUAGGAGACAUUGUUAUUGAGGUAAUCUAUUGCAUUAGUUGUAUUAUAAAAACAGAUAAAAAUCCCGAAUGUCGACGAGCUGCAGUUAUGGUUAGUACUUUGUUACUUCGUGGCCUUGGAAAAGAUACUCUAACAAAUCUCGGUAAAGAUUUGGUUGAUUUAUAUCGUGGUCUUAAAUAUUUACGGGAUAACGAUGAGGAUACAGUGCUAUGUUUACAUGCUCAACUAGCUCUGGAAGAAUUGGAUUAUAUAAUGAGAGAUUUCCUUUUUUCUGCUCCAAAACUCGAAAAAAGAAUAUUUUUGUUAGGAUCAUAAUAAUAGUUAAUAAUAAUAAUUAUUCUGAAAAAUAUUAUUCAAGAAUAUUUACAUCUUGAUUUUUAUAAAGAAUAUUUAUAAAAGAAUUAUUAUUAUUUAAUAUAUAAUUUUUUGUUAUUUAUCAUAAUAUAAAUCUUAAAUAUAAACGAAUAAAAUCAAUUUUUUCUAACAUAAGUUUUUUAAAAAAAAAAUUUUAUAUUUAUAUUUUAUAUACGUUUUAUCAUUUUUAUUAUUUUAUAUCAUUUAUAUUAAAUUGAUUGCUAUUUUUUAUGGAAACAAUGAAAUAAUUAUAUAUAUACUUAAUACGAAAAUCAAAACAAAUGAAUUAACGUAAUUAGAAAAUAUAUUUUAACAAUAAUAUUAUAUUUCAUAUAACUGAAAGACAUAAAAUGAUAGAAAUAACUGAACUUCUAGUACUUAUCAAGUAAUUAUUAAAAAAAUGUUGAAAUAUGGACUACAAAAAUAUUGUAUCCUCCGAAAAGAAUCCAGCUAAACGAAUAUCAUCUCGUUUGAGACAGACAUAUAAUCUUUGAGGUUGUGCUGUUGAUGUUGGUGAAGGCCGUGGUGUUACAAUACG